AUGUGCUCUGCCGCCGAAAAGCUCAUCUGCAUCGUGCAGUUUCUUCUGCUGCUGUGCCUGCAGGGCGCGCCGCGAGCGCCUGGAGUCGCCGGCGCCGGUGGCGGGAUCCUGUCGGUCCCUUCUGCCACCUCCCUUGCGCACUGCCCCACCCGCUGCGGGGACGCCGAGUUCCUCUACCCGUUCGGCACCGAGCCCGGCUGCUUCCGCCAGGGCUUCGAGCUCACCUGCGACACCACCACCCAGCCUCCCAAGCUAUUCUGGGCCAACACACUAUACCAGAUGGUCGGCACCGAUAGGACAGACCACUGGUUCGCCUACGCCUCCAUCGGCUUCAGCAUCACCAUGACCCCAGGUACGAGCACCUACACCAGGUCCUUGGAGUCGCCUGCCAGGGGCUUCAUCAUCGACUCCGACACCCACAUGUUCGCUGUUGGCUGCGACGUCGAGGUCCUCCUGUUCGAUACCGGGACGAACCUGACCAUCGGUUCUUGCACGAGUUCGUGCCCGGGCGACAGGGCGACCAUGAGUAACGAGUCGGUAGCUGUGGCCGGGAAUUGCAAUGGGUUGGGCUGCUGCAGCAUCGCCUUGCCGGAUUACCUCCAAGGCUUCCGGUUCAUACUGUCCAGAAGGGAUGGAGUCAUCAGAGCACGAUCAGAUGCGCAGGCCUCCAUUAAUGUCAAGGUCUUUCUAACACAGGAUUAUGAAUUUGAGACGAGCGACCUUUACUCGAGCUGGAUUAACAGAAGUGUUCAUACAAGCCUGGAAAUUUUCGCCACGGACCAGCCGAGUUGUGAAAUUGCGUCUGCAAACAAGGAAACCUACGCAUGUAGCCCCGGCAGCUCAUGCCAAACUGGAAAGUGGGGAGGUUACUUCUGUUACUGCAACCCUGGUGUUAAUGGCAACAAUCCCUACAUUUUGGAUGGCUGCAUCGAAGGUUACAACCCCCAUCCUAAAGGAAAUUGUAAGAGGUCAUGUGGAAACAUGUCCAUCCCUUUCCCUUUUGGGUUAGAAGAAGGUUGCUUUGCACACCAGAAAUUUCGACUUAGUUGUGUGUCAGAUAAGUUCGUUGUUCUUAAUCGAGAAGAUGGCACAAAAUAUAAGGUGACCACAUUGCAAGUAGAUGAUGGAUACCUGGGUGUAACCAGCAUGCUGAAUGAUUCGAGCAGCAGCGACGACGAGGUGGUAGUAGUUCAUACCACCGAUGGUGACUUCGAUUACAGGGUACCAAGAGAAGCCAUGAGGAAUCUUAUUGAGUUCUCCCAAGAAUUUGACAUCAGGAUGAGGUGGGCUGUGUCCAACUUAACAUGCGGAACAGCCUCGCAAAGAAGUACAACUUAUGCAUGUAUCAGCGCCCACAGCCAAUGCGUUAAUGUCACACAUGGAACACUAUACCUAGGAUAUCGUUGUAAAUGCUUGCCUGGCUUUUAUGGGAAUCCAUAUGUCCAAGAUGGUUGCAAAGACAUUGAUGAGUGCUUAGAGCCAAAUAACUGCAAUGGGUUAUGUCAUAAUACACCUGGAGGAUAUUAUUGCUCAAGUUGUCCUCAUGGUAAAGUGUUUGUACCAACAAAAAGGAAAUGUGUUACAUCAGCUAAGCAGCACAAUCUUCUUUUUGGUAUUGCAAUUGGAAUUGGUUGUGGCCUUAGCUCCAUAAUUUUGGCACUCUGUGCAACUAUAAUCGCUAGAAAGUGGAAACAAGGCAGACGAAAAAGAAUGCGAAGAGCAUACUUUAAGAAGAAUCAAGGCCUAUUAUUGGAGCAACUAAUAUCUGAUGAAAGCACCACUAACAAAACAAAGAUAUUCUCCUUAGAGGAACUAGAGAAAGCGACCAACAACUUUGAUGCUGCUCGUGUUCUUGGCCGUGGAGGACAUGGAACAGUUUAUAAAGGUAUUCUAUCUGAUCAAAAUGUGGUUGCCAUUAAAAUAUCCAAAAUUGCGGAGCAAAUCGAGAUAGAUCAAUUUAUCAAUGAGGUUGCUAUCUUAUCUCAAAUCAUUCACCGCAAUGUGGUCAAACUUUUUGGUUGCUGCUUGGAAACGGAGGUGCCCUUGCUCGUAUAUGAGUUUAUAUCCAAUGGCACGCUAUACAGCCUUCUCCAUUCUAAUGCUAGUGCCAAAUGCUUGUUGUCGUGGGAUGAUCGCAUUAGGAUCGCUGUAGAAUCAUCAGGAGCACUUGCUUAUCUGCAUUCCGCUGCUGCAAUACCAAUUUUUCAUAGAGACGUGAAAUCUUCAAACAUACUCUUGGAUGCCUCCUUCAGCACAAAGGUUUCUGACUUUGGUGCUUCAAGAUCUGUUUCACUUGAUGAGACUCAUGUGGUGACCAUUGUCCAAGGAACAUUCGGUUACUUGGAUCCAGAGUAUUACCAUACUGGCCAAUUAACCGGGAAGAGUGAUGUGUAUAGUUUUGGAGUGAUACUUGUGGAGCUUCUGACAAGAAAGAAGCCAAUAUUUAUAAAUGAUUCUGGUAUGAAACAAAGCUUGUCUCAUUACUUCAGUGAAAAACUUCAAGAAGGAGCUAUCAUGGAGAUAAUAGAUUCUCAGAUUGUCGAAGAAGCAGACCAAGGAGAGAUUGGUGAUCUUAUUUCACUUGCACAAGCAUGCUUGAGGACCAAAGGAGGAGAGAGACCAACUAUGAAAGAAGUAGAGAUGAAGUUGCAGUUCCUAAGAACUAGGAGGCCAAGGAAAGUACAUGAUUUACCGGGAACCAAUGGUGAGAUUGGGCAUUUGUUCUGCCCACAAGAUACAAACUCCCACACACGGCUCGAUCUUGUCAAUGCUGCCCGUUUGCCCUCCGAAGACACUCGGGGCUACAGCCUAGAGAAAGAAUUUGCAUCCUCAAUCAGUUUGCCACGCUAACUAUAUGAUACAAAUGGUCAAUAAAAGAAAAUCAGUACCUUCUAGGACCCACCCGAUCUGUAUAUCUUUUAACAAAAAAUUGUGUAAUAUUGCUCCCAUCAGAAGGGAGAAUUUGCUAUUUGGUUGCAAUAUGCCAAUGCAAUGUACAUAUACAUUUGGUCAAUACAUAUAUGGUUAGAGCUUA
Molecule: messenger RNA, 3034 nt
Organism: Setaria italica (foxtail millet)
Lineage: Eukaryota; Viridiplantae; Streptophyta; Magnoliopsida; Poales; Poaceae
Product: wall-associated receptor kinase 2
Exons: 4
Coding region: 1-2850 (949 amino acids)
Biological process (GO): protein phosphorylation; cell surface receptor signaling pathway
Cellular component (GO): plasma membrane
Molecular function (GO): protein serine/threonine kinase activity; calcium ion binding; ATP binding
Source: RefSeq, a predicted model, not a curated record